Silurus meridionalis is the source of this 3399-nucleotide messenger RNA. It is a transcript of the gene fermt3b, whose product is annotated as FERM domain containing kindlin 3b. The record is from RefSeq and is a predicted model, not a curated record. The transcript is spliced from 15 exons. Gene Ontology annotation, biological process: platelet aggregation; integrin-mediated signaling pathway; leukocyte cell-cell adhesion. Gene Ontology annotation, cellular component: cell-substrate junction. Gene Ontology annotation, molecular function: integrin binding. NCBI's taxonomy places the organism in Eukaryota, Metazoa, Chordata, Actinopteri, Siluriformes, Siluridae. Bases 165 to 2084 code for a protein of 639 amino acids.
UGACAGAGCAGGAACGCCCUUUUCACUUCUUUCGCCUUUUCUGCUGCUGCACUCACUCAGCAAAACAAAAACCAACACCUUCAACCUCAAGGCAGAAAGAGUAUAAGUGCCUUUCAGAGUUGAGAAGUACUGCACACACCAAAAGACAGAAAAGCUCUUUAAAGAUGGCGGCAUGGGACCUGUCAGUCACUGUGGAGGACCUGGGCUCUGAAGCUCCACCCAUUAAAAUCAGUGUAACAUCUGACCUCCAUAUAGGCGGGGUCCUUCUAAAAAUUGUGGAAAAAACACAGAUGCAGCAGGACUGGUCUGACCAUGCGAUUUGGUGGGAGCAGAAGCAGCAGUGGAUCUUGAAGACAUCCUGGACACUCGAAAAAAUCGGAAUCCAUGCGGAUGCUCGCCUUUUCUUCACCCGCCAGCACAAGCCUCUGCGUCUGGGCCUUCCUAAUGGGGUCACCUUACGGAUGCUUGUCUGCUUUUCCAGCUCUGUGUUCCGUACUAUCCAGGGAAUCUGCCAGAUGUUGAACAUCAGGCAUCCAGAAGAACUGUCUCUGCUAAGGCCAGUGGAAGAGAAAAAGAAAAAGAAAGACAAAGAUUCUGUGGAGGAGGAGUAUGACCUUACAGCAAUACCACUGACAUCAAGAUCAGUUCCAGCUCUGUAUAAUGGUAUGCCGGCUCAUUUUGCUGACUCCCCUAAAAAUGAAGCUGUCUAUAAGAUCCUGUCUGUGUGCCAGCCAUCUCCUGCUCCGGAGGUCAUUGCUAAACUCUACCGACCAGCCAGCAAGGUGGACAAAACACACAUCCACACCAGGUGGCUGGAUUCAUCACGCUCACUUAUGCAACAGGGAAUACAGGAGAAUGACAAGCUGUGGUUACGCUUCAAAUACUACACCUUUCAUGACAUGGAACCCAAGUAUGAUGAGGUGCGUCUGAUGCAGCUGUAUGAGCAGGCACGCUGGUCAAUCCUGCUGGAGGACAACGACUGCACUGAGGAAGAGAUGAUGCUGUUUGGAGCUCUGCAGUACCAUAUAGGGAAACUGUCAGUGUCUCAGAAUAUUUCCUCCAACCAAGGUAUUGAUGACCUGGAUUCUGCUCUAAAAUCACUGGAGGUCAAAAUAGUGGGAGAGACCACUAACACAGAUCUGGAAAACAUGACCCCUCCGGAACUGAAUGACUACUUGAAGAUUUUUCGGCCAAAGAGAUUAACACUGAGGGAUUACAAACAAUACUGGUUCAAGUUCCAGGACACUUCUAUCUGCUAUUACAAGAGUAAAGAGGAAAGCUACGGAGAGCCCAUCCAGCAAAUGAAUCUGAAAGGCUGUGAAGUGGCUCCUGAUGUAAACAUAGCAGGGCAGAAGUUCUGCAUCAAACUCCUCAUUCCAGUGCCAGAAGGCAUGAUGGAGGUGUAUCUCCGAUGUGAGAAUGAGAAGCAGUACUCUGAGUGGAUGGCAGCCUGUAAGCUGGGUUCUAAAGGGCUGACCUUACUGGAUAGUUCUUAUCAGAGUGAAGUGAAUAACAUCCAGACCUUCCUGGCCAUGCAGCGCUCUAAUUCAUCUGCUUCAGCUGCACAGGCUGAUGAUUGCAUUAACACACUGAGCCUUGUCUCUCCUCGCUACACCAAAAAAUACAAGGCCAAACAGUUAACUCCACGAAUCCUGGAGGCUUACCAAAAUGUGGCUCAGCUCUCCCUUACAGCAGCCAUUUUGAAAUUCCUUCAGAUUUGGCAAUCACUUCCUGACUUUGGCAUUUCCUAUUUUAUGGUGAGAUUUAAGGGUAGCCGUAAAGAUGAAGUCCUGGGCAUUGCAAACAAUCGCCUGAUCCGUGUUGACCUGGGAGUUGGAGACGUAGUGAAGUCCUGGCGUUACAACAACAUGAGGCAAUGGAAUGUCAACUGGGACAUACGACAGGUGGCCAUUGAGUUUGAGAACAACAUCAACAUAGCCUUCAGCUGUGUAAAUGCAGACUGUAAGAUAGUCCACGAGUACAUCGGUGGCUACAUCUUCAUGUCGACACGUGCACGGGAGAACAGUAACACACUAAAUGUGGAACUUUUUCACAAACUCACUGGAGGCCAUGAAGCACUUUGAUCUGCCCUGCCUGCAGAACCACGGCUCAUUUUGCAAUUAGCAUCUGUAUUUUAAACAAAUCUGAAUUCAAAUGUUUUCAAAUUAACAUUUUUUUUUUAAAUAUUCCGAUCAUACUACAUUUAUAUUAUACUACAUUCAUAUAUUAUAAAUCAUCAUAUAUAUCAUGAAGAGCUGCAGUGCAUGUUAUUGUGUUGCUGAUUUCGGUUUGAGAAUCGCAUUUGUAACUACAUAGCGUUCUGUUUGAAUAGACUUGCAGAAAUAUUCAUUCACUCAUUCGUCCUUAUAUCCAUUUAUUUGUCCUCAUAUUCACUGACUGACAGGUGUUGUGAUGUGUGGAUAAAAUCAUAUGCACAAUUAAUCAUACACAAUUAUAUGUAACUACAUGAUAGGUUUAUUUUAAUACAAUACAACAAAUGAACAAUUGUACAAAUGAUUUUGUAAAGAAAUCAUCUGCACUGUACACUCUGACCACUCAAACAUUUCCCCUGAAAUUCAUUACAUUCAAUUUGAGUGACAGUUCAGAAAACCACAGGCUAUCAUUCCCAACACCAGACGUUUAAAAUAGGUCUGGAAACUGUCACAUAUCACAAAAUAACAAUUUUAUCUUUGUUGAACAUCGUGCAUCCUUCAGCUGACCAGACCACAACUAGUGCCUGGCUUUUUUCAGAUAGUCAUGGUGACGUGCAGCUCAAGCUUCCGCCAUCUGUAAGAAGCUUAAGAUGCACUGGAUUCCUAAUCCAGAAAGUUUCCAUGCUGCCAGUUACUAUUUACAGAUGUUUAUGGUUUUGCUGAAGAUCAUGGAUCAAGUGGAAAAAAAUGGGGAAAAAAAAGUGGAGAAAAUCAUCUUUGUCUACUCCAGAUCAAGUUCGCAUGCUGUAAUUAAAAAGCAUAAAUUAAUGUAAGAGGACUGUUUUUCCUGCUUCUGGAAAAAGUCUAACCAAACAUACUUAUUAUUUACAUUUAUAUCUGCUCUUAAUAUUUUCUAAUAUCACACUCAAUCAGUUGUCAGUAACCACAGACAUGAGGAGAACAUGCUCUAAUGAUCUUAAGUAAUUCAUCUUCUCAGAAUUUAAUCUUAACCCAAAAAGACCCUGACCAGAAUAAGGUAUGUACUGAAGAAGAAAUUGAGAACAAAACAUUUACAAAGCAAAAAUGCAUGUGGGAAACAUAUUGUGCAUUACUUCUGCUGCAUCCAAAAGGCUCCCCUGUAAAUGCUACCAAUGUACAGGUGCAUCUCAAUAAAUUAAAUUGUUGUAGAAAAGUUCAUUUAUUUCAGUAAUUGUGAAACUUGUGUAUUAAAUACAUUUAAAUCACA